Molecule: messenger RNA, 5583 nt
Organism: Spizellomyces punctatus DAOM BR117
Lineage: Eukaryota; Fungi; Chytridiomycota; Chytridiomycetes; Spizellomycetales; Spizellomycetaceae
Exons: 11
Coding region: 345-5216 (1623 amino acids)
Biological process (GO): nuclear division
Cellular component (GO): nucleus; cytoplasm
Molecular function (GO): mRNA binding
Source: RefSeq, a predicted model, not a curated record
GUGGGUCGCCGACGUCGUGGGUUUUGGAAUUUCCGUCCCUCCACCUUCUGCUCCGGUCGUUUUGGGGUGUAUUGACGGUAUCUUCACUGCCUGGUGUAUUCGUCUCCGAACACCUCCAAGAGCGUAUUCAGCAAAGGAUCGCUGAAUCAAACGGUAGACGGUCAUUCCACCGACAGGCUCCGAACUUCCCUCGGAUUGGUCACCUCGUCGACCAUCGCAGCUGCUAGUGUUUCUUCUAUUCGGAUAUCUCGAGCGCUUUCUUUGGAGUGGUCUCCGUUUUGAGUAGCUCGACGGAUUCACGAUUGAGAAAAAGGCGCACGUAUUUUCCAUACGACAUUGUAACCAUGGACCUUGAUGCGGGUGGUUCGCUUUUGGACCAACUCCAAAAUCAGCUCCAUCCAGACACGACCCCUCAGGCAUCGGCAGCGCCAUUGUCGAUAUACGAGGAGGAGCCAGUGCCGGAGACUGAUAGUGCAAUUGAGGCGCCACCAGCAGUGAAGCGCGACCUUGAUAUCAGUAGCGAAGAGCUUUUUCCUGCUUUACCAGCUGCUGCCCCUGGGAAGUCACCCAUUGGUGCCUGGGCGACUAAGGGCAUAAAUGGACACGCUCGUGCAGCUUCCGCAUCCUCUGGAUCCUCUCGUGGUGCCACCCCAUCAGGCGGGAUUGGUAGGCCAAAGAAGAUCACGGAACGGUUCGAGAUCCCCGCACAAUUGCAGGCAAACUUGCAAAAUGAAAAGGGAAAGCCUAUAACAGCCGCAUAUGUGUGCAAGCAGAUCAUGUCGCGUUUGGGAACAUCUAUCGAUCUAUCCAGCAACAGUAGAACGGGCGUCCUUACCGUGCUUAUUAACGGCAAACCAGAAGCAGUAAAGCAAACGAAGCGUGAAGUAAUUAGCGCCCUUACACUUCAGGUUAAAGAGGUUAUCACGAUUCCGGCGUCAGUUCGGCCCCAUCUCGUGGGCAAAGCGGGUGCAAAUAUCAAAGCACUGAUGGCCCGAACCUUAACCAAGAUUGAUAUUCCGCGCAACUCCGAUGAGGAUCGCAAUGCCCCUGUUUCCGAUAAUUUGAUGGAAGAGGAGCCGGAACAGGAUGUUGUGAUUAUCGGCGAUUAUGAGGGUGUGGAAGAGGCAAAAAAGGCAAUUGAAACCCUAGUUUCGCAACGGACGAGUAAGCGCACUCUGCGAGUGAGCAUCGAACGUUCAUAUCACCCGUUCAUAGCAGGGCCCAAUGGCUCUCAAGUACAGCUCCUACAAUUGGAAACAGAUACACGCAUUCACAUCCCGCCCGUAGUGCCUACAUUACAAGAUAAGGGAUCCAGUGAUAUCCUCAUUGUAGGCGAACGCACCGCGGUUCUGGCUGCUGAAGAGCGCUUGAGGGCUAUUUAUGAAGAAGUGAAACGUACCACGCGUACAUUGCAGAUUCCCGUCAAAAAGCGUCAGCACCGCUUCAUCAUCGGUCAGAAAGGGGCAGCUCUACAGGAAGUAAUGGAGCAAACUGGAUGUCAUGUCGAACUCCCACCGCCAUCAGAUCCGUCUGAGACCAUUACCAUCAGGGGGCCCGAGAACAUGCUAAGUCAAGCUUUGCAGCUGGUUAUUGAAAAGUCAAAUUCUAUUGUGAUCGAUGAGAUUGAUGUCGUUGCAACAAUCUCGCCAUCUACUGACCCUGAAUUAUUUUUGCGGUAUGUAUACACCAAGGAGCGCAAUCAGCUGAAAGCCAUCGAAAGCGCGCACAAUGCUACGAUAUUGCAGCAAAAGUCGACUGAGGGGAACUCGAUUUUGGAAAUUCAGUCCAAGACAAAGAUGGACACCGAUGCUGCACGGGCGGCAUUGUAUGCGUUGGUCAAAGAGUGGGGUAGCUUGCUGUCCUUUGGCGUAGUGGAGAUUCCAAGCGGGUUGCACAAGUUUGUGGUUGGCAAAGGCGGACAGAAUAUUACAAAGGUCCGGGCGAAAAAGGAAUGGGACGGCCGACUAGUCGAUGUUAUUGUGCCACACGAGAGCGAUGAAUCAGAUGAAGUUUUAAUUGUUGUAAAGCGCAUACCCGGCGCGAAAGGCGGGCUGGCUGCCAGCGACAAGGAAAGUUCUACAUUGAUCGAGAAAGUUAAAGAGGAGCUUGAAUCGCAAGCGACAGCAUUAGCCGACCUCGUCACGCAAACAAUAAGCAUUGACCCUAAGUACCACGGUCGUUUGAUUGGCGCAGGAGGUGCUGCACUGAAGGAGCUGCUUUCUCCAUACGGAAAUGCCGUGACCGUGAAAUUCCCCAAAAACGUGGAACAAAGUGCAAAGGAGUCCAAAGCGAAUGGCAAGGAAAGCGAUCCCAGCGCGGUCGUUAUCCGCGGUCCCAAGAAGGAGGCUAUGGAGGUGGCGGACAAAAUUAGCAAACAGGUGGCCGAAUGGCGACAUGUAGAGCUCAUGAGCAGCUUUUCUGAGGUCAUAACUGUUCCAAAAGGACUGGGCCGACGGCUGGUUGGUAGCGGGAAAGACCUAAAGUGGAUUGUUAGUGCUGUCCGAGAAAAGGUUGCGUCCGGCGAAGUCCACAAAAGCAAAAUCAGUGAGAAGGAAUUGACUCCUCCUAAUCUAAAUUUGCGAGCAGAAGUAGAUGUGGGAGUGGACCAGGAUACUCUUACUUUGUACGGACCCAAGACCAUUGUCGCAUUGGCGAAAGCUGUCGUCGCUGAGCGGGCUCAGAAGCUGGCCGACACGGUCACCGAAGAAGUUGAUCUCUUUAAUGCCGUGUCUGGAACAACACGUAAAUCACUGCAUGAAAUUGGCGGAGAUAUCCGUCGCAAAGUUCUACGCAGGAUCAUCGGGAAAGAAGGCAAGGGCAUCAAACGAAUAAGCGAGAAACACAGCAUCUAUGUCAAGUUUGCAGACCGUAACCGUACGACCGUUCGGGAAGACGAUGAAGACGAGAAUGCAUCGGUUGAGGACUUAGAAGCCAGCGAAGAAGCCACUGGAUCGGUAUCCAUCAAGGGCAGUGUUGCCGAUGUCGCGGCUGCGCGAAAGGAGUUAGUUGAGCUGGUCGAACACGAGAUUCUCCAUUCCUUUGUUGCCACCUUCCUGUUCGCGAAGGCAUGUCUGCCUCAUAUUGUUGGUCGCGCUGGUGCAAAGGUCCAGAAGUUGAAGGACGAGUGCGACGUGAGAAUUGAUUUCAGGGAUAUGGACGAUGACGAUGAAAACGUUGAGUGCAUCAUUGAGGGUACAAAGGAAGGGUGCGCCGACGCUAGACAAAAGAUCCUGGAGGCUGUGGAUGACAUGGUGAAUACCCAGUCCGUUGAGAUGCAAAUUCCAUCGUAUCUCCAUAAACACAUCAUCGGCCCGGGAGGGUCGAAGAUUCGAUCUGUUAUCGACAACUUCGGCGGACCAGACAAGCUCAAAGUACAGUUCCCUCGAGCACAUGUCGACCCUGCUUCCGCUCAGGAUACGGUGACGAUUAAGGCCCAUCUACGAGUGGUUCCUGAGGUGCAAAAGGAGCUUGAACGCCUUGUCCACGAAGCCCUGAGUAGCGAGGAAGGUGAGACUCGCGAAGUGGAAUUGGUUGGCCGCUCUGGAGACUCGAAUGUGGUAGAGAAGAUCAUCAGUAUACCGAAAGCAGAUAGUAACCGAGUUGCAGGUCGAAGCGGUGAGGGAUUGAUGGAUGUAAUGAAGAGGUUCGGUGUGACUGUAUGGUACGAGGAGGGAAGUGAGCAGGACGAUUUUGUGAAGAUCAGGAUCGCUGCCAGAAUUGGUAAGGAAAGCGAUGUGCACGAGGCGCGAAAUGAGCUUUUGUCAAGAGUUCGCAUCUCCCAGUCAGUGCCGAUUCCACACAACAUUCUAGAAGCUAUUCAGGCCGCCACUGGAGCAGAGCGGGACAUGCAUUUGGCUGCACUUCAAGAUAUAGCAAAGCGGGUACGACAGGAAUCUGGAGUGUUCCCGGAAUUGAGCAGCGGUGCAACCAAAGGUUCAGAAGGUGCAUGCUUUGUAGUGCGUGGAGAUACAAAAGCUGUGGAUAAGGGCGUCAAAAGCUGUGAAAAAUUUUUGGACGAACUGACGAAGUACACACAUUCCCACCGGAUACAGUUGGAUUCCGACCUCCGCCCGCAUCUCAUCGGCCGUCAAGGGUUCACGAUCAAUAGGCUCCGCUCCGAGAGCGGUGCUGAAAUUGACAUAAUUCGUGGCGCUCAGAAGGGAACCAAAGAUACUGUGGUCAUUCGAGGGAUAUCAGAAGCUAGCGUUGAGAAGGCGCGGCAGAUGAUUGAGGGCAUUGUGCACGAUCAGGAAGAGCGCCUACGACGCGAUAGAGAGCGUGAGGAGCGGGACCGCGAGCGAGAAAGAGAACUAGAGUCCAGGAGAGUUCAAGCCAGGAUUGAUGAUGAUGAUGCUGACCAUAAGGUACAGGCUACCGAAUCUUCGGACCAGCCUUCUGUACCCGGCUGGAGUGGGCGGGCGCAUGUACAUCGCCCGAGUAGAAAUAAGAAGAAACGAGUCGACGAGACAGCCACUCCAAGUCCACCGCCACUCAGCCGUGAAAGCUCCACAGCUUCCUAUUGGAGCUAUGUGGAAGGCGUAGCAAGCAAAAAGGAUGAAAGUGGCUGGAAGGAAGUAGGCGGAGGAAAGAAGGCCAUCAAAGGGAAUAAGGAAAAGGCAGAUGACGCAAAGCAGCCCAGGGAACCCGAACCCAAACCUGAGGUAGAUGAAGUACAGGUGGAAGGUGGAGCUACUGCUGCCAAGAAGAAAAAGAAGAAGAAGGGUGCAGCAGCAGGUCCGGAGGCAGCUCCCCCACUGACAGGCCCAGUCCCUGUAUCCCCAAGUGCUAGACCCCCUUCCCCGGUGAAACAAGAGCCUGUUGCACAACCCAAGGUGCAAGAGACUGCAAGGCCCCCAUCCCCUGCGAAAGCUGCCGCCUUUGAAAAGCCCCUCACCAAGCAAACUGCCGUCCGGCCAGUCUCACCGGCACCAUCCGCUUCGGCCGUCCGCGAAGAAAUUAAACAAGUGCCAACACUACCGGAAUUCGAGGUCGAAGACGUUGAGGCACAACCGGAAAACGACGGUUGGCAGACUGUAAACAGCGUCAAAAAGUUCAAGCAGGCAAAACUAGCAGCGCAGAACAGUACCACGGGGAUUGGCAGUGUGCCAACCAUGCCCGGAGGUGACGAGGAGGCGGCGAAAAAGAAGAAGAAAAAUAAGAAAAAGAAGAAGAAGGCUGGAAACGAUGGAGCAGCAAUGCCUGGAGAUGGUGAAUGAGGACUGGCAGCUUUUUGUGCUUGAGUUGUUACUCCACGUGAGGGCAUCAAGCGGUAUCGAAUAUGAUUGAUGACCUCUUCUUGGUGAAGUCUUCGUUACGGGUUAGCGUAUCUUAGCAUGUUCGCUGUUGUAUUCUCACUAUGAGUGAACUGUGCUGAUGAUGGAAGGCAAGGUUUGAGCAUUUGUAUGUGCCUUGUGUGUGAUUUAGAUUGCGGGAUUUCAUUUGGGGGUAUAAUAUAUUUGAGGAACACACAUUUCUACCUAGUUUCGGUCUCUAUAUGACGCAUUCAACCUUGGCUUCCAAAUUCGAAAAAUAGCAUAGGGAGAGAAAUGGUGCUGGCUCUUCAAGGGGCUUACGAACUCCAAG